CAAACAAUCACCUGAACCCAAAUUCGGGCUGAGCCCUGAGCCCUGGUCAACUCGUUGCAUAGUCAUCGCACAUGUAGAAGGUGUCGCUUGCUUUCGAGCGCGAGCAUCUUAAUUCCUCAUUGACUCCUGAAACGUUUUGCUCUCAACUCAUGUCAGGUCCUUCCGCAACAACUUCGACAAAGCCACAUAAUCGAAACCCAACUGGGAGGAACCAAUACAAGGACUGUCCCCCGAAGGAUGACAAUCAGGUUACGGAGCUUCUGUAUGACUAUCAACGGAGAGAGAUAUUUGAUAAGAAGAAGAUAAGUCAACUCCUGUAUGACGAGUAUGGGAUUAAGUUGAGUGAAAGCUCGGUAGCUCGUAGACGAAGAGCUCUGGGCCUCUAUGCAAGUGGUGUGACCACCCGACAGCUGCCAGAGACGGUCAAACGACAGCUCGUGCUCACCCAGAUGUCGAAAGAUCCGGAGAAGAAGCUCGGCCCUCGGAUGAUCAAACAGCUGAUUGCUCGUGACACCGGUAUUCAUCUGACAAGGGAUUACAUCAGGGCUGAGAUGAUGAGACAAGACCCUGAGGGGUUCGCAUCUAGAGAUACGUCCGUGAAAAAGAUGAGUAUGUUGGAGAUAAAUAAUGGAGAGUCUAUGAUCCAUACCACGGCCGUGUUGCCGACACGCAAACGUUGUCGGGAUCAACUUGUUUAAGCAUUUCGUUCAAACCUUGUUUAAUGAAUUUCCAAUGAAUGCAUAGCAGCCCAACCCUCAAGGCCUCACGACUCGAUCUGGUCAAGGUAUUAAUGAUACGGU
Molecule: messenger RNA, 800 nt
Organism: Suillus subalutaceus
Lineage: Eukaryota; Fungi; Basidiomycota; Agaricomycetes; Boletales; Suillaceae
Exons: 4
Coding region: 150-698 (182 amino acids)
Source: RefSeq, a predicted model, not a curated record